Molecule: messenger RNA, 3340 nt
Organism: Pocillopora damicornis (cauliflower coral)
Lineage: Eukaryota; Metazoa; Cnidaria; Anthozoa; Scleractinia; Pocilloporidae
Product: inactive rhomboid protein 1
Biological process (GO): regulation of epidermal growth factor receptor signaling pathway; regulation of protein secretion
Cellular component (GO): endoplasmic reticulum membrane
Molecular function (GO): serine-type endopeptidase activity
Source: RefSeq, a predicted model, not a curated record
AGUCUUCAUUGUUCUUUCCAGACUUUCAGUAUGUCUUAGUUGAUUUUAUUAAAAUUGUAUGAUUUUUUCGUCAUAUUCCUCCUGGAAUCUCCCCUCAAAGUUUCAUGCGGAAAAUCUGAAAUUAGGUCAAUAUCACCGGCAAGAAGAUCCUAAAUUGGUAGAGGAAUGAUAUUAAAUAAUUUUGGGAGUGACAAAGGAAUCUGAAAGCGAUCACACGUCAGUAGAGCUGAAAAGGUUUCCCUUUGAGAAACUGCGACCACUACUCAGCAGAAAUUCUAUAUGCAUUUUAAGAAAGUCGCUAUAGCAUUUAUCUUGAAAUCUGCUUUCCUAUGUCACAGAUUAUUUCGUGGAUCAGGGGUGUUCCCCCUAGCUGCCACUCCCUUUUGUACUGUAAUCUUUGAAGGCGCGGAUAGGCAGGUUUAUUCGGAACCAGACCUCUCAGAGUUGUAACUGCUGAAAAGUAAGCAUUUUUCUUGCUUCGAACGACAGAAAAAUCGAUAAAACUACAUCUUUGUCUUGAUUCGUUUGGGCUGCAAAGCCAGCCAUGGCAGGUGCCUACCAACCUACAACGGUUCAGAGGCAAGACAGCGAAGAGAAUGAAAGAACAGCGUUUUGUAACCCGUUUUACAGUCGAAGGCAUUCGGACCUUGAGAGUAGUCAGAAAUACGAAGGAGAGAACAAGGGCGAUAGGGAAGGAACGAAACACGAUCGAGGAAAUCAGGGGCUGUUGACUCGAUGUGUUACCAGACAGACUAGCAAAACGGAAGACGGCAGUGCAAUACCAAGUCCAGCGGAAUCCGAACUUUUCCUCCCGGCUGUAGCAGAGAGUGAGACAAAUCCUAGCAAGCUGACCCGGGUAAAGACACUCAAAAAAAAAAUCAUUAAAGGUACUGAGGACUUUUUUGGCUUGGGAGAUUGUGACGAACAACAUGACCAACUACGAAGGAAGUGGACUCAGAGAAAAAUGCGGCACUACCAUAAACGGUAUGGUGCUCUCAAUGAGGAAUCAGGGGAUGCUGUGGAUGCUGUUCCUCGUCGGUCACUCAAAGUGCCCAGUGGUACAGGAAGCAUCAGUAGCUAUCAGAGUGCACCUCAACCUGAUCCUGAUCUUGUGCGAACAUUGAGCCGACGUGAGUCAGUGGCAACAAUGGCGUGGAAGAGGAUGAAGAAAAUGAAAGAGGAUACUGGGAGCUUUAAAUCCCCCAGACGAAAAUCUCAACCAGUCAGCACAUUGCUUGAGGCUGGGCGGAGCUUCUCACCAGCUGUCAUGUCGCAGUCAGAAAUGGAUGAAGUUGACAGUGCAGUUCCUGUUACUAGAUUUGAUCGCCCCUCCAUUGAUGACGAAGUGUUCUUUGACUUUUCGUCGGAGAGGCCAAGACGAAGAGUUGAAAGACCAGGAUUUUUACCAGAAAUUCAAGAGGAAGAGAGGCCUGCUGUUCCAGCAAAAGAAGCUAAAGAUGAAGUUGAAGGGCCUCCUAUGCCACCAGUUCGCAGCACUCGAGGACAAAGGAUUUCACAGCGACCCCGUGCUACAAAUGCUAACCGUCGUCAAUAUGGGAAGGGAAUGGUUGGUAGAUGGUUAAACAGAACAAUAAAGCGUAAACGUUUGACAAGCACUGUUAAAAAGCAGAUUGAAAACCUGUCAGAUCACAGGCCUUAUUUCACCUAUUGGAUCUCAUUUGUACAAGUGAUUGUACUUAUUGUUGGGUUAUCAGUUUAUGGAUUUGCUCCCAUUGGAUUUACAGAGACAGAAGAAAAAAGACUGAUUGACAGAAGUCAGAUGGGAACGCUUGUACCAGAAUAUGUGGCAAGAAUUAUUCCUGACAACUUCUGGAUUGGUCCUGAUCAGGCAGGUUUGAUCAAAAUGGGAGCAAAGUUUGCGCCAUGUAUGCGAUGGGAUAAGAGGCUGCAAGAAAAGUUGUCAGAGGAGAAAAGAAAUGAGAGUGAGGCUGGUUGUUGUGUGAAAUCUGAUGAUUCUGGUUGUAUAACAACAACGCAGAAAGAGUGUUCAAGAACCUUUGCUUAUUUUUACAAGUAUUCCAAAUCCAAUAACAAUACAAGAGUUGUUUGUGGACAAGACCCGGACACUUGUCUAGAUCCUCCGUCCGUUGUUCCUGAUGAAUGGGAUAAAGAUAUCACCAAUUGGCCCGUUUGUAAGAAAGAAAAGUCGAAUCUGUCACCCGGCGAAUACCCACAUAUGACGUGUGAAAUCCAUGGUCGCCCUUGUUGUAUGGGCAACGAAGCCAUCUGUCGAAUUGUCAGCCGGGACGAGUGUGACUUUUUCCGGGGCAGAUUUCACGAGAAUCUUACGCUUUGUUCCCAGGUGGACUGUUUGAGGGACACUUGUGGAAUGUUGAAUUUCCAUCGGAAGGAAACACCUGACCAAGUGUAUCGCCUAUGGAUGGCAAUAUUUGCUCAUGCAGGGGUAAUCCAUCUUGCGUGCACCCUAGUCUUUCACAUCACUAUAAUGCGCGAUAUGGAAAAAAUGGCAGGCUGGCUCCGCUUGUCAAUCAUUUAUAUCUUUAGCGGUAUUGGUGGAUAUUUAUACAGUGCAAUUCUUUUACCGUAUCAAGCUGAGGUUGGCCCAUCAGGCUCCAUCUUUGGAAUCAUCGCCUGUCUGUUUGUUGAGCUUUUACAGAGCUGGCAGAUCAUAGCGCGGCCUUUCACAGCUCUCUUUAAACUGUGUGGACUAGUUUUGCUUCUCUUAAUAAUAGGCCUACUGCCUUACGUCGACAACUUUGCCCACAUGAUUGGUUUCUUGUUUGGGCUUCUGCUGGCUUUUAUUUUCCUUCCGUAUGUGUCGUUCGGCCAGUUUGACCGAAGGCGAAAGCGGAUCCAGAUAAUCGUGAGUUUAGUAUUGGUCAUUACGUUGUUCGUGGUAGGAUUUUUGGUGUUUUACAUCAGUCAGGAUUCCGGUUGCAAUGGCUGUGAGUACUUGAACUGCAUUCCCUUCACCAGAGAUUUCUGCAAGCUAGGAGGACAGAAUCUACAGCCAAGAGUACGGUAGAGAGAUGUGGAAUAACAGUUCGGAAAGUGUAUCGCUAGUUACACGAAGCUGUUGCUACUGGAGCAACUCAUCUCUACUAGCAAAAAUUGUUGCGUGGAAAGUAAGCUCUACAAAUGUGCUGUUCAAAUGGUGCUGAGAGAUAACAUACUGAAUUGUGUGUUCUCUAACUUGUGUGUGAAUGUAACAAAGAAGGCUUGUUCCUUACGUUCUCAUGGCAGAGAAUUUGCGGUGUAUAUGCUUUUUGGAUUUUUGCUUCUCAGAUGUAGCUAUCUUAGUUAAUAUUAAUGCGAGAGAGUACCUUUUGGUUUUUUAGAACGUUAACUCUAAGAGAAA